This is a messenger RNA of Mobula hypostoma (lesser devil ray), 4933 nucleotides long. RefSeq names its product epithelial splicing regulatory protein 1 (gene esrp1). Lineage: Eukaryota; Metazoa; Chordata; Chondrichthyes; Myliobatiformes; Myliobatidae. The transcript has 15 exons. The coding region runs from base 222 to 2099 and encodes 625 amino acids. The record is from RefSeq and is a predicted model, not a curated record. Gene Ontology annotation, molecular function: mRNA binding.
AGGUAGAUGCAAGUGGGGGGAAAAAGUAUUAAAAGAAGCCCAAAUUAUUUGCAUGGGUGGCGCGCAAGCUCAAGGUAAAGCGAUCGCCUUCUGCAGUGAAGAGGCUUGCAGACUUUCUCGGUGCAGGUGUGGUGUGUCUUUCCUCUCCCGUUGAACAGCGGAAGGUGAACCGCUUGCGCGGGGCUGAUUUGCGGACUUGGAUUGACUUUGCACGGUGAAACAUGACAGCGUCUCUGGACUACCUGGUGGUUUUAUUCGGGGCGACGGCCGGGGCGCACGGCAGAAAGCUGGGAUCUGACGAGAAAGAACUGGUGCUUUUGUUGUGGCAAGUAGUGGACUUGGUGAACGGAAAGGCAGGGGUCAUACACAAAACGUUCGUAAAGCCUAGUAACUCGGAGUUAACGGAGCGAUACACUGAACAUACUGGCAUUGCAGUGGAAAAUCUGAUGACAGCGGAACCUCUGGAAGACGUCCUUCAACAGUUCAAUCAGUCUGUGAGCAAUGAGCUGAAUGAGGGAACUUCGUUCUGCCUUUGUACUGACAGCCAACUGCAUAUUCGCCAAGUCUUCCACUCCGAGGCUUCUAGCAAGAAUAUUACGUUGCCAGAGUGCUUCUAUUCCUUUUUUGAUCUGCAAAAAGAAUUCAGGAAAUGCUGCCCAGAUGCUCUGAACCUUCAUGAAAUUGAUCUCAACGUUAUGUCAAAUUAUCUACAUCUUGAAGAUAAUUCAGCCCCUUACAGAUUUGGUAUUUCCGAUAUUAUGACUGCAACCAGCAUUAUAUUAACCAUUAUUUCUGAACCACACAACCACAGGUUUGUAGAUCCAGAAAGGGUGAAUCACAAAUUUGAAACAGGGACUUGCAGCAAGAUGGAGAUGAUUGACGAUAAUACAGUCAUCAGAGCCAGGGGGUUACCCUGGCAGACGUCUGAUCAAGACGUCGCUAGAUUCUUCAGCGGUCUCAACAUAGUUAAAGGUGGUGUAGCACUUUGCCUGAAUUCUCAGGGACGACGGAAUGGAGAAGCGCUUGUGAGGUUCAUCGAUAGUGAACAUAGAGACCUGGCACUACAGAGGCAUAAACAUCACAUGGGCAAUCGAUACAUUGAGGUAUACAAGGCAACUGGGGAAGAUUUUCUAAAGAUUGCUGGAGGUACCUCCAACGAAGUAGCACAAUUCCUAUCAAAGGCAAAUCAAGUCAUCAUUCGACUGCGUGGUCUUCCUUUUGUGGCCACAGCAGAGGAGAUCCUGGAGUUUUUUGGAUCAGAUUGUCCAGUAACAGGUGGAAAGGAAGGAAUACUUUUUGUCAAAUACUCUGAUGGGAGGCCAACAGGUGAUGCUUUUGUACUAUUUGCCUGUGAAGGACACGCCCAAACUGCACUCAAGAAGCACAGGGGCUUGUUGGGGAAGCGCUACCUCGAGCUGUUCAGGAGCACGGUUGCUGAGGUCCAACAGGUUCUUAACAGGUGCACGUCAACACCCCUGGUUCCCGUUGCCCCUGCUCCUAUCAUUCCUGUGAGGCCUCAGCCAUAUAUACCUGCUGCAAGUAUUCGAGACUGUGUCCGUUUACGAGGCCUGCCCUACACUGCCACAAUUGAGGAUAUUCUGGAGUUCCUGGGGGAAUUUGCCUCUGAUAUUCGACCUCAAGGAGUGCAUGUGGUAUUGAAUCACCAGGGCCGUCCUUCAGGUGAUGCCUUUAUCCAGAUGAAGACGUCGGAUCGAGCAUUCCUGAGCUCUCAGAAAUGUCACAAAAGGACAAUGAAGGACAGAUACGUUGAAGCAUUCCAGUGUUCAGCUGAGGAAAUGAACUUUGUGUUAAUGGGUGGCACUUUAACUCGAAAUGGCUUGUCACCUCCGCCGUGUAAGUUACCAUGCUUGUCACCUUCUACAUUUGCUGCGUAUCCCACACAGGCAUCAGUUAUUUCCACUGAGAUCUGUCAGCAACCCGUUUUGGUCAUACCCCGAGUUCAUCAGCCGCCAACAGCAUUCUAUCCAGCCACUGUGCAGCUCUACGUGAACUACUCAGCAUUUUACCCAAGUACCCUGCUGAGGAAUGCCGGGAAUGUAUGCAUGCGUAUGACCAGGCCAGGACACUUCGGUAUUUAAAUGACUCAUGAAAUACAAUCCUUGUUACAGAAGACAGCGUCCUCUCGAGUCAGCGCUAAUCCCACCCAGUCUGCCUGGACAGAGCAAUGGUGGCACUUCUGUGUUGUUCCAAGCUAGCUGUGGUAGAGAAGAACCACCAACCCGUUGGCCACCCCUGUGUGGAUCCGCACGCCUUGUCAAAUACGAUGUUUGCUCCUCAGAAUGAAAUCUGGGCAAGUUGUAUGUUGAUGCAAACAGUAAUAUCUGUAAAACAUAGUUUAAAAAUUCUUAAAUCUAACAUGAUGCAAAAUGUCCAGAAAUCAUGCAACAAUUUGUAUCGCUUCUCAAAUAUUGUACCAUUCUUAUCAUCAUUAUUUUUUAGCUUCUCCUGUAGUUACAUAUGCUAUUCCAAUAAUCUAAUUAGUUUUCUUGUGCACACUUUAAGCUUUGAAGAGUUUGUGGAUGUAAAUGGCAGCAAUCAGACAUACAGUAGAGUCGUAGGACAUUACUGCACAGAAACAGGCCGUCUGAAAUGUCCUCCUCCUUUGAAGAACGGGAUUUCCCUUCCUUCACCAUUGAUGCUGCCCUCAGGCGCAUCUCCUCCAUUUCCCAAACAUCUGCACUAACCCAUCUUUCUGCCACCUCAACUGCAAUAAGAGUUCCUCUUGUUCUUGUCUACCAUUCUGUCUGCAUCCAACUCAUCAUUGUCUGCAGCUUUGCCGUCUCCAAAGGGAUCCCACCACCAAAAAUGUCUUUAAUUCGCACCUCCCCACUGCAUUCUGCAGGGAUCACUCCCUUCGCAAGUCCCUUGUCCAUUCAUCCCUCUCCACUAAUCACCCUCCUGGCAGUUAGACCAUAAGACCAUAAGACAUAGGAGCAGAAUUAGACCAUUUGGCCCAUCGAGUCUGCUCAACCAUUCAAUCGUGACUGAUCCCUUUUCCCCCUCCUCAACCCCAUUCUCACGGUAACCUUCGAUGCCAUGUCCAAUCAAGAACCUAUCAAUAUCUGCCUUAAAUACACUCAAUGACCUGGCCUCCACAGCUGCCUGUGGUAAUAAAUUCCACAAAUCCAGCACCCUCUGGCAAAAAAAAAUUCUCUGCAUCUGUUUUAAAUGGAUGCCCUCUAUCCUGAGGCUAUGCCCUCUUUUCCUAGACUCUCCCACCAUGGGAAACAUCCUUUCCACAUCUACUCUGUCUAGGCCUUUCAACGUUCGAAAGGUUUCAUUGAGAUUCCCCCCCCCCCAUCCUUCUGAAUUCCAGUGAGUACAGACCCAGAGCCAUCAAACAUUCCUUGUAUGAUAACCCUUUCAUUCCCAAAACCAUACUUGUGAAUCUCCUUGGGACCCUCUCCAAUGUCAGCACAUCUUUUCUAAGAUGGGGAGCCCUAAACUGUUCACAAUACUCAAGGUGAGGCCUCACCAGUGCCUUAUAAAGCCUCAGCAUCACAUCCCUGCUCUUGUAUUCUAGACCUCUUGAAAUGAAUGCUAACAUGGCAUUUGCCUUCCUCACCACCAACUCAACCUGCAAGUUAACCUUUAGGGCGUUCUGCACAAGGACUCCCAAGUCCCUUUGCAGAUCAGGUUCCUGGAUUUUCUCCCCGUUUAGAAAAUAGUCCGUACAUUUAUUUCUACUACUAAAGUGCAUGACCAUGUUUUUUCCAACAUUGUAUUUCAUUUACCACUCUUUUUCCCAUUCUUCUAAUCUGUCUAAGUCCUUCUGCAUCCUACCUGUUUCUUCAUCACUACCUGCCCCUCCACCAAUCUUCGUAUCAUCUGAAAACUUGGCAACAAUACCAUCUAUUCCUUCUAAAUCACCAAUAUACAGCAUAUAAAGAAGCGAUCCCAACACUGACCCCUGUGGAACACUACUAGGCGCUGGCAACCAACUAGAAAAUGAUCCUUUUAUUCCCACUCGUUGCCUCCCCGCAGGCAGCCAAAGUGCACCAUCUGCCCCUACACCUCCUCCCUCACCUCCAUUCAGGGCCCCAAACAGUCCUUCCAGUUGAGGCAACACUUCCCCUGCAAACCUGCUGGGCUCAUAUAUUGUAUCAGGUGCUCCCAGUGCAGCCUCCUCUACAUUGAUGAGACCUGUCGUAAAUUCGGGGACUGAUUUGUCCAUCACCUCCGCUCGAUCUGCCAAAAGCAGAACUUCCUAGUGCCCAGACAUUUUAAUUCUGAUUCCCAUUCCUGUUCUGACAUGUCGGUCCAUGGCCUCCUCUUGUGCCAAGAUGAGGGUGAAGAUGCAAUACCUUAUAUUCCGUCUGGGUAGCCUCCAACCUGAUGGUAUGAAUAUUGAUUUCUCCUUCUGGUAAAAACAUUUUCCAUCCCCUCUCUUUUUCUUCUAUUCGCCACUCUGGCCUUUUACCUCUUCUCAUCUGCCUAUCGCCUCUCCCUCAGUCCCCUCCCCCUUCCCUUUCUCCUACGGCCAUCUCUCCUCUCCUAUCAGAUUCCCUCUUCUCCAGCCCGUUACCUUUCCAACCUCCUGGCUUCACCUAUCCUCCUCCCCCUCCUCCAUCUUUUUAUUCUGGCGACUUCCCCCUCCUUUCCAGUCCUGAUGAAGGAUCUCGGCCCAAAAUGUCGAUAAUUAUUGGGAACUAAUUCACAGUUUUAUAGUACUGUAGUAGUAUUGAUGUUCUAAUUUGCUCUGUAUUUCACUUAAAUACAUAAUCUGUUACAUAGCUAACUGGUAGUCUGUCUUGUGUAUACCUCUUUAAAUAUUUCCAUGCAAAUUCAGCUAAUUGGGGCAGCUGCUCAAUUGGGUCAAAAUGUACUGGUCCUGCUGCAUCCCAUUUAACCACAAUCCACUGUAUACACACUGUUUACUCUAGUUAGCCUGCAUCUGGAGUAUUGAAUAACG